Acanthaster planci (crown-of-thorns starfish) is the source of this 5090-nucleotide messenger RNA. It is a transcript of the gene cdk10, whose product is annotated as cyclin dependent kinase 10. Gene Ontology annotation, cellular component: nucleus. NCBI's taxonomy places the organism in Eukaryota, Metazoa, Echinodermata, Asteroidea, Valvatida, Acanthasteridae. Gene Ontology annotation, molecular function: cyclin-dependent protein serine/threonine kinase activity; ATP binding. Gene Ontology annotation, biological process: regulation of mitotic cell cycle; protein phosphorylation. The record is from RefSeq and is a predicted model, not a curated record.
ACAUGUACAUGUACUUUGAUUUUGGGAAGGAAUUGAGUGCAUUUUAGAAUAAAUUGAGAUUCAUGAAAUAGUUUCAAGUAUUUAUAUGGGUAAACAAGAAACUAAAGUUAAGUACUAUCUUCAGUCUUCUCAUAUUAUUUCAGUUCAGUUCUUGUGGCCAUGUAAUUCCAACAAUUUUUAUUCAAACAGUGGGGUUGAUGUGCCAGUAUUUUUUGGCAUGUAAGUUGUUAUGUUGUAUUUAUUGGAUGAUUAGUUUAUUUUUCGUUGCUAUUGGUAUGUUAUGAUAUAUGAGUACCUUACAGUUUUAUUUUGGAAUUGUAGUUAUUUGGCAGAGUCCGAUGAAUCAGCAUAAGGAUUGCUCGUCGGAAGUCUGUUGCCUUGGUGAUGAGAGAUGUGCCCAGCAGAAGGAUAGAAAUCCUGUGCUCAAAGAGCAGUUUGCUGCAGAAAUCAAGGCUGCACUGGAUGUCACUGUAUCCAAUGAUGUGAUUGGCAUCCAUCCUCCGUAUGUGUGCCUUGUGAGCUGAAGCUCAGGAGAUGGAAAGAUAAUCAUGCAAAACGUUCUAUUUACAUGUGGGCCGACCUUCCUACGCAAUCACCUCCAGUGGAGGACCAUCACCGAGCACCCUUGGCCGGCCUCCCCUUCGUACCUCUUGGUCCAGAUGUGACUGUGACAAUGGAUGUAUCGCUGUUCAGAUAGGGCCUUUCUUCUUCCACUCCAUGCAUCCGGGGUCUAGGUCAUCGCCUCUCAAGACAAACACAGCAACAGGUUAGAGCUCCAAGUGGUGUUUAAUACUCUUCACCACUUUCGACAACACCUAGUGGGUCAUUCCGUUCAAGUCCAGAGCGACAACUCCAUGGCAGUGACGUGCAUCAACCACCAGGGCGACAUUCGCUCCCCCAACACUGUGCCCUUGCAUGGCAGCUCUUCAUGUGGACGAACAAUUAAGAGAUCACCCUCCAAGCCAUCUACAUACCAGGAACCAGCAACAGCAUAACAGUCACACUCUCUCGGGGCACCGUCCAACCAACAUUAUUCCCCCGAAAGUGGUCAGCCAUAUCUUUGCGGAGAUCGAGUGUCCCCAUAUUGACCUCUUCGCUUCCACUGACAAAACUAUCUCACAAAGUUCUGCUCCAGGCUCCCUCACCCACAGGCACGGGCGACAGGCGCCCUACAGUUCGACUGAUCGGGCCUUCUGGCGUAUGCCUUUCCAUUAACAUCCCACACGUCCUGUCCAAGAUAGGACAGGAGCCAUGUCGGGUCCUCCUCAUCGCCCUGUUCUGGCCUCACCAACGGUGGUUUCCAAGACUGACAAGACUCUGAGUUUGAUAGCCGCUGGUCCUUCCAUCCCGGGAGGACAUUCUUCAUCAACCCAAGUCGGGGGUCCUCCAUCCAGCACAGGGGGGUCUUCACUUCACGUGCUGGACAUUGUCCAAUGAUCCUUCAGAGCGUCAGGCCUUUCUGUGGAUGCUGCAUUCAUGGCGGCCUGGGGUCAAUGACUGUCCACUCGUAAAAUUUACAGCAGCCGACUACAACAUUUUACUAGAUGGUGCGACGACCACAAUGUUUCCCCAACCGAAGCUCCUGUGAGUUCCGUCACAGACUUUUUCAGGUUUCUGUUCCAUUUGGGCCUCCAGAUUGCCACCAUUUGCAACUACCGGUCAGCCUUGGCAGCCGUUCGUUCGGGCUUCAGCGAUAGAUUGGUGGUCUCUGAUAAUGCUGCCAUCCACCAUCUUCCUUGAGGACUGUUUGUUGAGCAUCCUCAUGUAAAACGCCUCGUUCUAUCCUGGGACCUUGGAAGCGUCUUACAUGUUCUUGCUGGUCCCCCCUUGAGCCGCUUUCUGAUGCAUCUGAUCUCCAUCUCGGCAUCAAACUGGUGCUCCUCCUUGUUGUCGAUACAUAGAGAAACGGUAGCGAACUGCAUGCUCUAUCGAUUGCUGAAGGUCACAUCCGUUGGGAGCCGCAUGGGGUUUGCCUUAUCCCAGCCAUAAAGUUUUUGACGAAAAACCAUACGCCUACCUUCCAGCCUCUCGACAUAUUCAUUCCCAACAUAGCCGCACAUUCGGGAGAUGACUCUGACAAGAUAUGGUGUCCAGUUCGCACUCAAGUGGUACCUUGCCAGGACCAAGUGUCGCCGAGAGUUUAGUUCCCGGCUCUUCAUCACUACAACAAAACCCUUUCAUCCAGCGUCAAAGGACGCUAUUGCCCAAUGGACGGUCUCGGCCAUUAUCUUCGCGAACUGAGACGGACUGGCACAAUAUGACAAGAUGACCCGAUCUCACGUCAGGGCCCUCAAUGUUUGGGCCACUUCCGCAUCCUGGUCACAAUUCAGAGAAGUUCCUCUAGCAGAAAUCUGCCAGGCAGCUUGCUGAAGAUCCCUCGUCACCUUCACUGAGUGCUAUCUGAAGGAUGUUCUGCAGAGCGAAACAGCCCUUGGCACAGCAGCCUUGCGCUCGGCAGUCCGGACAGUGCCCAGCACUGUCCCUGGCCAGACGGUGAAUACUUCAUCAUAGACAUUCCUUUCUUGUGGCCUUCCCAUAAGUGGCUUGCGUGAGAUCAACUUGUUGAUCAACUUACGGCAUGAAAAUGUGGUUGAACUGAAGGAAGUAGUGGUUGGCAGCCAUCUUGACAGCAUUUUUCUUGUGAUGAUGUACUGCGAGCAGGAUCUAGCUAGUCUCUUGGAUAACAUGCCAGCUCCAUUCACAGAGGCCCAAGUCAAGUGUUUAGCUCUACAGAUGGCAAAUGGUCUACAGUAUUUACAUGAUAAUUUUGUCAUCCAUCGAGAUCUCAAGGUGUCCAACUUGCUUCUGACUGACAAAGGAUGUCUUAAGAUUGCUGAUUUUGGUCUUGCAAGAACUUUUGGGUUACCAGUCGAGUCCAUGACCCCAAGAGUUGUAACACUGUGGUACAGAGCACCAGAAGUAUUGCUGGGAUCAAGCGAGCAAACAACAGCAAUUGAUAUGUGGGCUGCUGGAUGUAUAUUUGGUGAACUGUUGGCAAAUCAACCCAUGUUGCCAGGAACAUCUGAGUUACAACAGAUUCAGUUAAUUAUAGACUUACUUGGAACUCCCAGUGACAGCAUCUGGCCUGGUUUUACAGGUUUACCCAUGUUAGAAAAGUAUACCUUGAAAAACCAGCCUUACAACAACCUGAAACAGAAGUUUCCUUGGCUGUCUCAGGCUGGAUUGCACCUCCUUAAUAUUCUGUUUAUGUACGACCCAUCUAAAAGGGCCAGUGCACAAGAUUGUUUGGAUCAUUCCUACUUUAAGGAGCAACCAUUGCCGUGUGAUCCCAAAUUGAUGCCAACCUUUCCACAUCACAGAAACAAACGGACUAAGUCCUCUGACGUACCUGCUGCACACAGACACAGUCAUCAGGGGACAAUCCUGAGACCUGGUUUCAACUUCUGGAAGAGGGCCACCACCCACCAGAUCCGCGUCAAAUGUCGGUUCGGUUCCGCAUCUUGAGCUUCACACCUCUCAGAAAACUCAGGUGUGGUAGUUGAGUACCUUUUUUCCGAGUACUGCAGAGUACUUUAAUUUCCCAAGUACAAGCCAAGUACAAGAACUGAUUUUUAAGUACGUGUACUUGUACCUCCGAGUAUGAGAUUGAGCACUCCUGUCUCCGAGUACGAGUAUUUGUAAAUUACGAGUACAAGUCAGAGUACUUUAUGUCUGGGUAAAAAGUCAAAUUUGUGUGUCAAAAUGUUUAAAUGAAUAUGAACAAUGGAUCUACAAACUUUUUUGCAACUGAUUGUUUUUAUUAAAUCUGCCAUAUCAUUACCAAACCAGUAUUAAGGUAAAGUUCCAAAACUUUGUAUAUUCAUUUUAGACUUUUUGGCAAAAUACAUAAAUACGUUCAUACUGCAAGAGAAAGAUCAUCAGUUUUGAUGCACCAACAACAGCAAAAGCAUUUACUCAGUAAUGAAAUGUAAAAGCAUCAAGAAUAAGCAAAUGCCGUAAAUGCACAGCCCAAUUUCACAGAGCUGCUUACAGAAUUUGUCUAAGCGCCCCAAAACCGUGCUCAAAAACAAAGGUUACCUGCUAAAACUCUGUGUGUGAUUCUCGUACCAACCCCAAAAUAUGUAAAUAACAUUCAGAAACAAUAUACAUGAAUGGAGUUGUAAUUGGUGAUCUGUGCUCACAUACAUGUAUGGCAAUGUACAUGUACCAGUACAACUCCAACUCAUGAUGCAUUAGACCAAUUUCCAGUAAAUCAGCGCAAAUGGAAAAAGGAAAAUCUGAAAUUUCAACUUCACGUUACAAGUUUGGAGUUUAAUGCCAAACAAAAUAUUUCCAUGAAGUAUGAACAUUUAACACAUCACAUUUCCCUUUUUUUUUCUCUCAAACACAUGUAUACCUGGCGACAGUUUCCCUAAAGUAACACGUUACCUAUCGCUUCUUUCGUUUUCAUCUGCUUAAAAUUGCCACACUAUUCUUUGCACAAAUGCAUUUUUUUUCUGAAAGGACCGGUAAGGACAACAUUAUGACUUACAUGUUAGAAAAACUUAACGGGUAGCAUAAGUAAAAUAAACCACAGAAGUGUUAAUCCAAGGAGAAACGUCGUCAGUUUUAUACACAAUUGUAAAUAUUCAUUUUCUUCUUCUGACAUUUUCGAACGCCUACCGUUGUGAACACUUCGGUUUAAGCAGUAAAAAUAACUUUUCGUGAGAGAAGCUUAUUGAAAAAUCGAGUCAAACUGUGGAAACGUAUGUUUGCACUUUAGUAACGUAUGUUUCCUUUUAAUUACAUUUGGCUUAUGAUUAGAGAAUAUCCUUUCGGUAAUAAUAGUUUGCUAGACCAUUGUUGAUUUGAAAAAGACGCGUUCAAACGUGCAAAAAAGACAGUAAUUGCAGGUUUGCUACCAAAGGCAUUAUUUCCAAAACCCUUUGUUUCUAGGAUCACUGGCACUCAGGAUUCAUUUGCCAAUGAAUGAAAACUUAUACUAGCAUUUUAUAGAUCUACCAACCUAAAAGUAGGUCUACAAUCCUACAAGUAGAAGAAGUUAUAAAAGGAAAGUAUGAGAACAAUCUCAUAAUAAACAUACAUAUGUUAUCUGUGUAUGAAACUGGUGACAUAUGUUUCGAUUCAAA